Messenger RNA from Anthostomella pinea, 3912 nucleotides. The record is from the annotation of a GenBank genome assembly. Lineage: Eukaryota; Fungi; Ascomycota; Sordariomycetes; Xylariales; Xylariaceae.
AUGUCUGCUAACCCAGUGUUUACCACAGCGCCGAACCUCAACCUGAACCCCGAGGAGAAACGAGUCUACGGCCAGCUGUUCCGCCAGGCCGAUACUGAAAGCGUGGGCGUCGUGACCGGCGAAAUAGCUGUCAAGUUCUUCGAGAAGACCAGACUGGAUUCGCGCAUACUUGGAGAGAUCUGGCAAAUAUCCGACCGAGAGAACCGCGGCUUCUUGGAACCAGUAGGAUUUGGCAUCGCCUUGCGACUUAUCGGCCAUGCCCAAGCUGGACGGGAACCGAGUCAAGAGCUCGCUCUCCAGCAGGGCCCGUUACCGCGAUUUGACGGGAUCAACAUUGCGCCAGCCGCACCACCGCCUGCCCCUGCGCCAUUGCAGACACAAGGAAGUGGUCUUCAGGCGCAGGCGACCGGUGGGGGCCCAUUACGCAUACCGCCUCUGACGCCCGAGAAGGUCUCCCAAUAUGCCUCGCUAUUCGAGAGACAGAGCUUGAUGAAUGGAGGCCUGCUGCCCGGUGACCAAGCCAAGAACAUAUUCGAGAAGUCGGGACUGCCAAACGAGGCCCUUGGACGCAUCUGGCAGCUUGCAGAUACCGAGCAGCGCGGUGCCCUUGUCGUGACCGAGUUUGUGAUCGCCAUGCACUUACUGACUUCGAUGAAGGGAGGUACUCUGAGAGGGCUGCCUAAUAUCCUACCAGCUGCGCUCUACGAAGCUGCUACAAGGCGUGGCGCGGCACCCAGGCAGAGUCCAGUCACCACAGGGCCUCCUAUAUCUGCCAUUCCACGGCAGCUGAGUGGGACAGCGCAACCACGGACGAGCAGUCCCUUGGGACGGCCGCCGUUCAGCCCUCAAGGAACGGGUAUACCUCCACAGUUACCUCCGCAAGUGACUGGCAUACCUCCGCAGGCCACUAGCAUACAUCCACAAGCAACUGGUAGCGACUGGCUGGUCACACCGGCCGACAAGGUCAGGUUUGACCAGUUCUAUGCCGACCUAGACAAAACGAACAAGGGAUUCAUCACUGGCGAGGAGGCCGUUCCGUUCUUGAGCCAAUCUGGCUUGUCAGAGGAUGCUCUAGCACAGAUUUGGGAUCUUGCCGACUUCAACUCUCAAGGUCAAUUGAACAAGGACACCUUCGCGGUCGCCAUGUAUCUUAUUCGUCAACAGCGAAGCAAGAGAGAUCUGCCACUGCCUACUGCUCUGCCGCCAAAUCUCAUACCCCCGUCUAUGCGGAAUCACGCUCGACCUGCUCUGGGACCAUCGCCCUUUGAUGCACCCGCACCGGCACCUCCUCAACCCCCGCCGCAGCCCAAGUCUGCUCUCGAAGAUCUCUUCGGACUCGACACUGCGCCCGCCCCUAGGCCACCCCAAGCGGCACUAUCACCCCAGGGUACAGGCGCAUCGAGGGGGGGAGGCCCAAUAGGUAGAGAUCCGUUUGCAGGUGGUAAGCCGGCGUCACCGGUGCAACCCUCGCCAACGGGAAACACAUUCAAGCCUUUCAUUCCAUCCUCCUCAUUUGGCAGAACUCUGGCACAUCAUGAUACUGGAGGCUCAGGUACUUCAGCUCAGAAAAGCCCUUCAGCCAUGGAUGAUCUUCUUGGGGAUAACGACCCAGAAGCCAGCAAGAACAUUACAAAUGAGUCGACCGAGCUGGCCAAUCUGUCUAAUCAGGUCGGCUCAUUAUCGAAGCAGAUGCAACAGGUGCAAGGGCAGCGUAGCUCUACUCAGAACGAGAUCAACCAAGCAAGUGAGCAGAAGCAGAAUUUUGAGGCACGAUUGUCUCAAUUACGCACCUUGUACGAGAAGGAAGCCAACGAUGUACGGACCUUGGAAGAACAGCUGAGGAAUAUCCGUGAAGAAACGAAGAAGCUCACUGGCGAGAUGUUGACAAUUGAUGGUACUUACCAGGACCUUCAGACUCAGCACCAACAGCUCGCGCAAGCUCUCCAGGUUGACCAGCAGGAGAACGUCACCCUCAAGCAACGCAUGAGUUCCGUCAAUGCGGAAAUUGCGCAACUCAAGCCGCAGAUUGAGAAACUCAAGUCGGAGGCUCGGCAGCAAAAAGGACUGGUGGCCAUCAACAAGAAGCAACUAUCCACUGUCGAGGGAGAGCGAGACAAGUUGCAAACCGAGGUUGAGGAUCUCACCAAGAGUAACGAAGAGAUGGCUCGUCAAGUUAAUGCCAGUUCGCCGAAAGCUGCAUAUGCUCAGGUGGCAAGUCCAGCGCUGUCUACUGCCAGUGGCAACAACCCAUUCUUUAGACGGACGGGAAGUUCGGACAUCAUGGGUACCUUCUCGUCUCCUCCUAUGAAGUCAUACAAUGACAAGUCCUUCGAUGAUAUCUUUGGCAACUUCGGGACCAGUAGCAUUUCGGGCCCGCCGCCGCCGCCGACUUCAUUCAAGCAGCAGAACACCGGCGCCUCCACGGCCAGUGUCGGUUCCGGAUCCUUUGGCACCCCCGCAGGUUCAACCCCUACCGCUGGUCGCCAGGACACGCUGAAUGAGGAACCUCCGGCGUCCUCAGAGUCGCGGCAGCUCAACUCAAGUUACCUGCCGUUCGGUGAUGCGGCUGGGUCUAUGAGCUCGUCACGCCAGGUAUCACCUCCCCUCAGCAGGACUGGUGAAGGUCCUGGCACUUCCAGCUCCGUCCCAGCUCCAUUAGAGCCAUCUUUCACGGGUCAAAGCGUGACAUCUGCCUCCAACAAAAGCUCGGCCUCGGUAUACGACGAGCAGACACCGUCAGCUACUGUCAACGAUUCUAUCCCUGGUGCAUUCCCAGAUGAUACUCCGACCAAUACUGCCCCUCCUACGUCAUUCGGGGGAAACAGAGGUAGUGAUCCGUUUGGAAACAUGAAGAACACAGGCAAUGCCAAGGUAGACUUCGACUCUGCAUUCGCUAGCUUUGCCAACUCGUCCGCCAAACCUCAGGAGAAGCCGGCGAAGGAGCCUUCGAACGCGUUCUCGAGCUUCAACACCGAGUUCCCUCCGAUUUCUGAACUCGAGCGGGAUGACGAGUCAGACUCUGCCAGUGAAGGAAACAAAUUUGACGAUGACUUUGCGCCUGCUUCCCCCGCGGAGAAGAAGGUCGAGAACAGCGAGACUCGUCACUUUCCGUCUUCCCCAUCAACGACGAAGUCCGAUGUGCCGGCCGCAGAAGGUGCAACUACAAAGACUCAUUCCUCACAGCCGUCAAACCUAAGUCUGUCAAACUUCCCGGAACCGCCAAAGAGCCCACCUGCAUUUUCUUCUUCGUCAAAAGAUGAUGACCCCUUCGCACCUGUCCCGACUACCACAACAAACACUGCACCUGUAGCACCCAAGGGCGCCUUCGAUGACCUGGACGAUGAUUUCGAGGAUCUCGAGGAUGCCAAGGAGGGCUCGGCGGACGACGAAUUCGCAAACAUGUCGAGAUCCAAUCUGGACGACUUCAACCCUGUUUUCGACAGUAGUCCACCACCAAGUCACCCCAAGACUGAGUCUACUAAUGUUUCUAACGCAUUCGGGACUGAGGGCAGCUAUGACUUUGGUACCGUGUCCUCAACUUCGGCCGCUACGGCCGGGGGAUCUGGUGCGACCCCUGCAGCUAACAAUGUCAACCCGGCUCCGUCGUCUAGCCAAGGACCCGCAGCACCAGAGAAUCAUGAUUGGGAUGCCAUCUUUGCCAGUCUAGACUCCCCCAAUGAUACGACUGCGGACAGGAAGAGUGGCGAAGAGGCGAAGAGUCCGGUGCAGAACCUAAGCCCUGAAAGGCCGAACAUGGCUGGCAGGGCGUUGACGCAAGAGGGAAAGCAUGAUGAUCCCAUUCUAAAGAAUCUGACAGGCAUGGGCUACUCGAGGACGGAUGCGUUGAACGCGCUGGAGAAAUAUGACUAUAAUCUUGAGCGGGCCGCGAAUUUCCUCGCGAGCCACUCUUAG